AUUUAUUUUCAUAUAAUUUGCACCCAGCUAGGAAACUAAAGCUUUAAUUCAGACACUUAAUGAGGUUACCAAUUUUCCGAUAUUCGUUUCAGGUAUUAGGAUAUUUCUCGGGACAUGUUAGACUGAAACUAACGAGACUGCUUUUCACGUUUGCGCUGUCGGCGUAUGGUAUAGUAACCCUGAACGAAGUUUCGCUCGUUUCAAUCAAGAUGGACGAAGAGCCGGAGAGAGCUAAGCGAUGGGAGGGGGGCUACGAGCGGACAUGGGAGAUCCUCAAGGAAGACGAGUCUGGCUCUCUCAAAGCCACUGUAGAGGAGAUCCUUUUCCAGGCCAAACGGAAAAGAGUGUUUGAGAGUCAUGGGCAAGUUCGACUGGGGAUGAUGCGUCACCUAUGUGUGGUGAUUGACACCUCCAGGACCAUGGAAGACCAGGAUCUGAAACCCAACAGACUUACCUCCACCCUCAAGCUGGUGGAAUAUUUCGUAGAGGAAUACUUUGACCAGAACCCUAUCAGUCAGGUGGGUAUUAUCACCACCAAAAACAAGAGGGCAGAGAAGCUGACCGACUUGGCAGGUAACCCCAAGAAGCAUAUUGCUGCUCUAAGGAAUGCAAAGGACUCCACAUGUGGAGGAGAGCCCUCCCUCUAUAACUCUCUAAACCUGGCAAUGCAGACACUCAAGCACAUGCCAGCCCACAGUAGCAAGGAGGUUCUGAUCAUUCUCAGCAGCCUCACCACAUGUGAUCCAGCUAACAUCUAUGACCUGGUGAAGACUCUGAAGGCUCUGAAGAUCCGCGUGUCUGUGAUCGGCCUGUCAGCAGAGGUGCGCGUCUGCACCGUGCUCACCAGAGAGACCGGGGGGUCCUACCACGUGAUCUUGGACGAGAGCCACUUCAGGGAGCUGCUGAUGUUCCAUGUGAAGCCUCCUCCCGCCUCCGCCUCCUCCGAGUGCUCCCUCAUACGCAUGGGGUUCCCCCAGCACACCAUCGCCUCUCUGUCUGACCAGGACGCCAAGCCCUCGUUCAGCCAGGCCCACCUGGACAGCACCAGCGGUGGUCCCGGCCUUUCUCUGGGAGGAUACUUCUGUCCGCAGUGCCACGCCAAGUACACAGAGCUGCCCGUCGAGUGUAAAAUCUGUGGACUGACGCUGGUCUCCGCUCCUCACCUGGCCCGUUCCUUCCAUCACCUGUUCCCCCUGGAGGCCUUUCAGGAGAGCCCCCUGGAGCUGCACCAGGGGGAAAGGUUCUGCGUAGCUUGCCAGGGGGAGCUGAGAGACAAGAGCGUGUUCACGUGUCCGUGGUGUUGUAGCGUGUUCUGCGUGGAGUGUGACCUGUUCAUCCACGACAUUCUGCACUGCUGCCCUUCCUGCAUCCACAGCCGCCCCUGAGACGCUCAAGGAUGAGGCAGUGAACUGAGAAGGGAAUAUAGUGGGAAUACAGCUCUUCAGCAGUGACAGCUGAAGAGGUGUGCCAAUAGAACUCAAAUGUUGAGUCAUUCGUAAGCCCACCAGUACUUUCUGAAGUGUUUCUGAAGUGUGCUCCUUGGGUGUUUCUUCGAAUAGGUAGGAAUUGACUUUGUGGAGCUGCCCAGGCUGAUACGAUGAAGAUAAAGGACUGUCUUUACCUCAGGAACGGUUGGUGUUAGAUGGAGCAUCAGUUUUACUGCAUGGCUAGUGCUCCUUAAUCUUCCUGAACAGCUGACAGCAGAACAAACCUUUUUAAUAAAAUGUAGUUUUUCCACCAAAAUA
This is a messenger RNA of Esox lucius (northern pike), 1745 nucleotides long. RefSeq names its product general transcription factor IIH, polypeptide 2 (gene gtf2h2). The transcript is spliced from 13 exons. Gene Ontology annotation, biological process: nucleotide-excision repair; regulation of transcription by RNA polymerase II; DNA-templated transcription. Gene Ontology annotation, molecular function: zinc ion binding. Gene Ontology annotation, cellular component: transcription factor TFIIH core complex; transcription factor TFIIH holo complex. Lineage: Eukaryota; Metazoa; Chordata; Actinopteri; Esociformes; Esocidae. The record is from RefSeq and is a predicted model, not a curated record. The coding region runs from base 60 to 1385 and encodes 441 amino acids.